AGCCGGUGCACAGCACAGUGGUCACAGUUGUUUGAUAUUAACAAACCUUAACCAUGCCUGGAGAACCAGCGAAGGCAGCACCCAAGAAGGGCUCUAAGAAAGCCGUCACCAAGACCGCCGGCAAGGGCGGAAAGAAAAGGAGAAAGACCAGGAAGGAGAGCUAUGCCAUCUAUGUGUACAAGGUCCUGAAGCAGGUCCACCCCGAUACCGGAAUCUCUUCCAAGGCCAUGAGCAUCAUGAACUCCUUCGUGAGCGACAUCUUUGAGCGUAUCGCCGGUGAGGCCUCUCGUCUGGCUCACUACAACAAGCGCUCCACCAUCACCUCCAGGGAGAUCCAGACCGCUGUCCGCCUGCUGCUGCCCGGUGAGCUGGCUAAGCACGCCGUGUCUGAGGGCACCAAGGCUGUCACCAAGUACACCAGCUCCAAGUAAACAGGAGCGUCUGCAGCGUUAAUACAACAAACCAAAGGCUCUUUUAAGAGCCACCCACU
Messenger RNA from Lates calcarifer (barramundi perch), 490 nucleotides. Its product is annotated as histone H2B 1/2-like. The transcript has a single exon. Gene Ontology annotation, cellular component: nucleosome. The record is from RefSeq and is a predicted model, not a curated record. Gene Ontology annotation, molecular function: structural constituent of chromatin; protein heterodimerization activity; DNA binding. Bases 54 to 431 code for a protein of 125 amino acids. NCBI's taxonomy places the organism in Eukaryota, Metazoa, Chordata, Actinopteri, Centropomidae.